UUCAAGAGACAUCUGGCUGCUACACCAGGUGACACUACCAACAUCCACAAAAUGACAGUUCCAGGACACUCAUUGUCUGCAGCAGCAAUGCGGUAGGCAUAAUGCAGCCCUUUUCACCUCCUCGACAGUUGCGUUCAACACCUCCUCGACCCCAGCUAGAGACGCUCGAGCACGAACUUGCAACACUCCCAAGCAAUAUGUCUACUCGCCGCUCAUCGUCAACCCGUUCCUCGAACUUCUCCCCUCCUCCGCCUGUCACGGCAAGUAUUUAUAGACCCUCUGCAUCCAUCAGGAUAGAUAGCAAUACCCAAAUCCACCGAGAGCCAGACAAUGUGCUUGCACUUCGGAGACAAGAGAAGGCGUUGGAGGACGAGCUCCAGGAGCUACUAGACGCACAGUCAGAAGGCCUCUUCAAAGUCCUGGGCGGUGGCACGGCCGAGGAAGAUGCGUCUUCGACAGGCACAAGCACUCCGACACUAGCAAGCGGCCUGAGAGGAAGAGACAUGUCUCCAGCGGAGCGGUACAAACCUAAGAAGAAGAAGCCAGGCUUAGCAGGUGCACGUAGAGGGAUAUACAAGUCUAUACAACGUCUGGCAGCGGUCAAGACUGAAGAGGCCUCCUUGGUCGCGAACGACUUGCGAGUGAACGAGAGUGUGCUCGAGCGCAUCGGCACCUGGGAGCUGAAACGCGAGCGGCUCAGCCAAAAGACCAAUAGAAUAGAACACGCCAGCUCAGGCCAGAGAGCACAAGACAUCCAGCACGAGGCCCAGCGUCUCGAGGCCGAGAUCCAAGAACUCGAAGAGAAGCUUCGGGACAUGCGAGCACGACACCGCCAGCUGCUCGACGACGCCGCAGCGACUGAAAACGCCGUACAGUCAAAACUGUCGUCUUACAAGGCCGCCUUGUCCAUGCUCGAAUCAGAUAUAGAUUCCUUCCUCAAGCGUCCCCCGCUACUCAAGUCCACCAGCAGUGCCUCGCGCGAAUCGACAUUCCUCAAACUCCCCUCAAACAGACGCACGCUAGGCCUGGCGCGCGAUCACUGGAACGAAGAGCACGCCUCGCUGGAAGCAAAGUCGCAGCAAAUCACCUCUGUCCACGAAACCCUCUCCGAAGGCGCCGCGGUCUGGAAAGACGUCAUCUCGCUCGUCGACAACUUCGAGUCUGACCUGGCCGCCUGGCUACAACACGCAUCAUCAUCACCUCCUACACCAGUCACAAGUAAAGGCAAAGGCAGAGCCAACGACGACGUCGAUGAAACCUCCGCUAGCAGGUCUGAUAUCGUGCACAGAAUGGACGAGGUCACCGACCAGCUUGAGUACUGGGUCGCGCUCGCAGAGAGCAAGAACUGGAAGCUGCUGGUCUGCUGUAUUGGCGCUGAGCUCGAGGCGUUCAAGCAGGCCAUGAGCGUGUUGCGCGAGUCCAUCCUGGGUGUCCAAGAUGGUGCUGACGAGCCUGCGUCUGCCGCCGACACUCAUGAUAGUAAGAAUAGUCAUAUCAUUAAUAACUCUCCGCAUUUGCUCGACUCGCCAGAGCUGGAGUCGUCGAAACCGUUUGAAGAAGAAGAGGGAGAUGCAAGGGAAGUCUCGCACAGCCACUACAGUCACAGCCAAACUCCUAAUCAUAAUCCCACCCUCUUCGAUGCAGAAGAUGAGCCGGAUCCAGACUUGAUGCUUGAGAAAAAGGAUAGCACAGAGUCUGACUCUGAGCAUCAUCAUCAUCAUCAUUCGGGCAGUGUCUGGCACACCAUGUGAGACUGGCCCCCUCCCCCUUUUUUUCUUUCAUCGGCAUAGCGUUCGACCAAAUUGUGCCUGUGUGUAUGUCUGGGAUGGAGUUCUGGGCUGGUGUUGGACUUUGAGCUUACUUCCUGGAUAGGAAUACGUACAUAUAGAAUAUAAUAUUUCAGAGCAAGAG
This is a messenger RNA of Pseudovirgaria hyperparasitica, 1911 nucleotides long. RefSeq lists its product as uncharacterized. NCBI's taxonomy places the organism in Eukaryota, Fungi, Ascomycota, Dothideomycetes, Acrospermales, Acrospermaceae. The record is from RefSeq and is a predicted model, not a curated record. The transcript has a single exon. Bases 102 to 1751 code for a protein of 549 amino acids.